This is a messenger RNA of Epinephelus lanceolatus (giant grouper), 2091 nucleotides long. Its product is annotated as neoverrucotoxin subunit beta-like. Gene Ontology annotation, molecular function: protein binding. NCBI's taxonomy places the organism in Eukaryota, Metazoa, Chordata, Actinopteri, Perciformes, Serranidae. The record is from RefSeq and is a predicted model, not a curated record.
GAAAUGGCCUCAGAUAUGAUGGCGGCUGCGGCCCUGGGUCGACCUUUCACCCUAGGAAUGCUCUAUGACGCGCGUAAAGAUGAAGUGAUCCCAGGUUUUAGACUGUGGGACGGUAAAGCUCUACAGGAGAGGAUAACUGAAAGUCCUCAGCGCAGCAGUGCCUUUGCCAUUUCUGCAUCUGACUCCAUUGAAUCCAAGUCCUCUCUGCUGAAGGUCGAUGCUUCUCUGAAGGCCAGUUUCAUGUGUGGACUGUUUGAAGUGGAGGGAUCUGCUGAGUAUCUGAAUGACAAGAAGAAAUUUAAGAAUCAGAGCAGAGUGACGUUUCAGUACAAAGCUACCACCCACUUCAAGGAGCUGUCACUGACACACCUUUCAGUUAUGAACCCACAACAGAUAAAUGUCAUUAAGAAGGGCUUGGCAACACAUGUAGUCACGGGCAUCCUUUAUGGAGCAAAUGCUUUCUUUGUAUUUGACAGUGAGAAGCUAGAAGCCAGCAGCGUCAGGGACAAAGAGGUCAAAAUGAAAGCUGUGAUACAGAAGAUUCCUGAUUUUAAUAUUCAGGGAAAAGUUGACAUCAAGCUGACUGAAGCAGAAAAAGCCCUGACCCAGACUUUCUCCUGUAAAUUCUACGGAGACUUCAUUCUUGAAAGCAAUCCUGCAACAUUUGAAGAGGCAGUGAAGACCUACGCACAACUGCCAAAGCUACUGGGGCAAAAUGGAGAGAAUGCGGUUCCAGUGAAGGUCUGGCUGAUGCCGUUGAAGAAUUUGGACUCUGAGGCUGCUGAGCUGACGAGUGGGAUCAGCGUUGGACUGGUGAGGAAGGCUCAGGACACCCUGGAAGAUUUGAGGGAAAUAGGAAUCAGAUGCAACAAUUCUCAGGAAGACAGAGUGGUGGAGAAGUUUCAACACAUUCAAGAAGAGUUAAGCACUUUCCAAAAACUGUGUGGCGAUUACGUAUGUAAACUCCAGAACACAAUGGCAGAGAAACUUCCCUCUAUCCGUGAGGGUAAAGAAGAUGAGAGAUCAGUUGAACAGCUCUUUGAAGACAGAGACAAGUCACUGUUCAGUCAUGACAAACUAAGCAAGUGGCUGGAUCGCAAAGAGAGAGAGAUUAACGUCAUCAGAUCCUGUGUGGACUCCAUGGAGGGAGCAAAGGUCGUCCUGAAUCAGUCCGAGCUGGACAGAGAGAUUCUGGCUCCAGGUGUAGAGCACGUUCUGUGCUUUGUUUUCACCUCCAUGAAAAGGGGUGACACCUUAAACUCACCGAAAAUGGGAAGUACUGAUGAAGAGCAGUGGUACUCCUCAGAUGGUGUUGUGAUGAAAAUGAGAAAAAAAGCCAAAGCUUUCAGGGACCUCGCCAAAGCACUGAAGAAAAACAGUAGAUUCUGUUUCCUUGUUGCAGCCAUAGAAAAUAAGAAAUACACAGGAGCAACAAUCUACCACUACAAGGACGGCAUUCUGGACACUGAGGAUUUUUCAAAGCCUGACCUCCCUGAUGUGGAGACCAUCACUGACAGAAGAGAUCUGAUCUGGUAUGCCUGCGAUCUCACCCUGGACCCGAACACUGCAAACAACUACAUCACUCUGUCCGAGGGCAACAAGAAGGCAACGUGUGGAGCAUGGCAGACAUAUCCUGAUCACCCAGAGAGGUUCAGUAAAUACCCUCAGGCGCUGUGCAAAGAGAAGUUAAAUAAGCGCCAUUACUGGGAGGUAGAGUUGAGCACUGGUUCCAUUGAAUCUUCUUAUGUCGCUGCUUCGUACAAGAGAAUUGAAAGAAAAGGAAGCGGCCCAGAGAGCGUCUUUGGAUCUAAUACCAUAUCGUGGACUUUUGGCCAAUAUUUAUCAUCUAAAAUACGCUCACUUAGGGCGUGGCAUGAUGGUAUGGUGUGGGAAAUUCCUUUUCCCUCAAGCUGCUGCAAUGUAAUUGGGGUGUUUCUGGACUGGCCUGCUGGCACUAUGUCCUUCUACAGAGUCUCUUCUAACACACUGAGUCACCUCUACACCUUCCACAACACAUUCACUGAGCCUGUUUACCCCGGCAUCUGGGCUAAUAAAUAUAACAAUUUUGUGUACCUGCGUCCAGUUGAAUAA